Messenger RNA from Penicillium canariense, 1452 nucleotides. Its product is annotated as pepsin-like aspartic protease. NCBI's taxonomy places the organism in Eukaryota, Fungi, Ascomycota, Eurotiomycetes, Eurotiales, Aspergillaceae. Gene Ontology annotation, biological process: proteolysis. The transcript has 3 exons. The record is from RefSeq and is a predicted model, not a curated record. Bases 1 to 1452 code for a protein of 483 amino acids. Gene Ontology annotation, molecular function: aspartic-type endopeptidase activity.
AUGAAGAAUACCUGGCUGUGGCUAGCCACCCUUGGCGGCCCAGCGCUGGGUGGGUUGACUUUGCAUCAAAGAGAUGUCCCGGCCGUGGUCGACCUGGGCAUCAAGCGCAACGAGAUCGUGAACCCAGUGGCCCGAGACCGACUAAGAAGAAUGAAGCGCAGCCAGACGGUGAACCAGGCUCUCGACAACGAGGAAACACUUUACUACUCCAAUGUGACAUUGGGAACACCGGAGCAGAAGUUGCGCUUGGUCCUGGACACAGGUAGUAGUGACCUGUGGGUCAACGCCCCCAAUUCGACUCUCUGUGAAGAUCGAAGCGACCCCUGCAGCACCUCAGGUACCUACGACUCGAGCUCAUCAUCGACCUACGCCUUUGUGAACUCGGAUUUCAACAUUACAUAUGCGGAUGGCUCUGGGGCGGUCGGUGACUACGCCCGUGACACCGUGACCAUCGGGUCUGCGACCCUGAAGGCUCUCCAGUUCGGCAUUGGCUUUACGUCCGCCUCUCAAGAUGGUGUACUGGGAAUUGGAUAUCCAUCCAACGAAGUUCAAGUGGGUCGGAAUGGGGACAGCGCCUAUGCCAAUCUGCCCAAGGCCAUGGUCCAGAAAGGGUUGAUUAAAUCGAACGCCUACAGUCUGUGGUUGAACGACCUGGAUGCGAACACCGGCUCAAUUCUGUUCGGCGGAGUGAACACCAAGAAGUACCACGGCACCCUGGAGACCCUGCCCAUCCAGAAAGCCGGUGGCGGCUACUCCGAAUUCGUCAUCGCACUCACUGCAGUGGCUCUCACCGCAUCGUCCCACACCACCAACUACUCGUCCAGCUCGCUGCCUGCGGCCGUUCUGCUCGACUCGGGCAGCUCCCUAACAUAUCUCCCCGAUGAGAUUGUGGAGAAAAUCUUCGAGGAUCUGGACGUUGACUAUGACUCAUCCAGCGGAGUUGGCUACUUGCCCUGCAGCAUGGCGGAGCAGAAGGUGAACAUCUCCUACACCUUCUCAUCCCCAACCAUCAACGUUGGCAUCAGCGAACUGCUUCUCGACGUGGGUGACUACUAUUUCCACAACGGCAAGCGCGCAUGCGCCUUCGGCAUCGUCCCGGCCGGCGAUAGCAUGUCCGUCCUGGGCGACACGUUCCUCCGCAGUGCGUAUGUGGUGUACGAUCUUGCCAAUAACGAGAUCUCCCUCGCCAACACACGCUUCAACUCGACGGACAACCACAUCUUGGAAAUCGGCACUGGUGAUGACUCGGUCCCCGGGGCGACUGCUGUGGCCAACCCAGUGACGACCGUGGCCGUGGUGGGCUCUGGCGCGCGCAUUGGCGGUCCUAGCGGAGGCACCGACAUUUUCUUCUCCGCGUCGGCGACGAAGAACGCUGCUGUGCCGCGCGCCACCAGCAUGUCUAAGCAACUGGCUCUGGGCCUGACUGGUGCCGGAGCCUUGCUUGCGCUCUAA